Erinaceus europaeus (western European hedgehog) is the source of this 2050-nucleotide messenger RNA. RefSeq names its product STE20 related adaptor alpha (gene STRADA). The record is from RefSeq and is a predicted model, not a curated record. The coding region runs from base 103 to 1524 and encodes 473 amino acids. Gene Ontology annotation, biological process: protein phosphorylation. Lineage: Eukaryota; Metazoa; Chordata; Mammalia; Eulipotyphla; Erinaceidae. The transcript is spliced from 14 exons. Gene Ontology annotation, molecular function: protein kinase activity; ATP binding; protein serine/threonine kinase activator activity.
AGGGACAGAGAACCAGAACAACACGUGUAACGGUGUAGAUGCUGAACUGGAGCGUCGGUCUUAAACUUUUGAAAUACAAUCAGGUCUACAUAUUAGGAACUCAUGUCUUUUCUUGUAAGUAAACCAGAGCGAAUUAGGCGGUGGGUCUCGGAAAAGUUCAUUGUUGAGGGCUUGAGAGAUUUGGAGCUAUUCGGAGAGCAGCCUCCGGGUGACACUCGGAGAAAACUCCCCAGGCCUCUCCAGUUCAGAAUGGUGCCUUGGAUCCCGGUUGCUGUUACAUUUGGUUUCCCGCCGCAUCCACACCUGUGGGGCACCAGCAGAGUCAAAGUCUCCUUCCGCUGCUUGUCUUCAACCAAUGAGGCGAGCUCAGAAUCGAUAGCAGCCUUCUCAAAGCAGGAGAUCAUGAGUAGCUUUCUGCCAGAGGGAGGGUGUUACGAGCUACUCAGCGUGAUAGGCAAAGGAUUUGAGGACCUAAUGACAGUGAAUCUAGCAAGGUACAAGCCAACAGGAGAGUAUGUGACAGUACGAAGGAUUAAUUUAGAAGCUUGUUCCAACGAGGUGGUGACAUUCUUGCAGGGAGAGCUUCAUGUCUCCAGACUCUUCAGCCAUCCCAAUAUCCUGCCAUACCGAGCCACCUUCAUCGCAGACAAUGAGCUGUGGGUCGUCACAUCCUUCGUCGCGUAUGGCUCUGCCAAGGAUCUCAUCUGUACUCACUUCAUGGACGGCAUGAGUGAGCUGGCGAUAGCUUAUCUCCUGCAGGGGGUGCUCAAGGCCUUAGGCUACAUCCACCACAUGGGUUAUGUGCACAGGAGCGUCAAGGCCAGCCACAUCCUCGUCUCUGCUGACGGGAACGUCUACCUGUCAGGUCUACGCAGCAACCUGAGCAUGAUCAGCCACGGACAGCGGCAGCGUGUGGUCCACGACUUCCCCAAGCACAGCAUCAAGGUUCUGCCCUGGCUCAGCCCGGAAGUCCUCCAGCAGAAUCUGCAGGGUUACGAUGCCAAGUCUGACAUCUACAGUGUGGGGAUCACAGCCUGUGAACUGGCCAAUGGCCAUGUCCCCUUUAAGGACAUGCCUGCUACCCAGAUGCUGCUGGAGAAGCUGAACGGCACAGUGCCCUGCCUGCUGGACACCAGCACCAUCCCCGCUGAGGAACUGACCAUGAGCAGCCCCCGCACUACGGCCAACUCCGGCCUGAGUGACAGCCUGGCCACCGGCAACCCCCGGACCUCCAAUGGCGACUCUCCCUCCCACCCCUAUCACCGCACCUUCUCCCCCCACUUCCACCACUUUGUGGAGCAGUGUCUUCAGCGCAACCCCGACGUGAGACCGAGUGCCAGCACCCUUCUGAAUCAUUCGUUCUUCAAGCAGAUCAAGCGACAUGCCUCAGAGGCUUUGCCCGAGCUACUUCGCCCUGUCACCCCCAUCACCAGCUGCGAAGGGAGCCAGUCUCAGGACCACAGUGGAAUCUUCGGCCUAGUGACGGACUUGGAAGAGCUCGAGGUGGAUGACUGGGAGUUCUGAGCUUCGGCAGCACACGCGAGCGGACGCAGACUGGUGGCAAGGACGUUUUCUGCCAGAGUGUUGGCUGUUACUGACGGGAAGAGCCCGUGGAGAGGCUUUUCCCGUCCCCAGGCUUUUGAGACAGAAGGGAAGCUAGGAAAUUGACCUGCUGGUCCUGUGAGCUCUGUAGACCUUCAGGAGGGGUGGUGCCGCCUGGUCCUGGCAGCCGGGAGACCACGCCCCGGUUUAGCUCGUGACCCCCGGCGUGUGGUGUGCUCUCGUCUCGUCCCGCACUCGCUCUCCUACCCUCUCUGUCAGAAUCAGUAGGUGCACAGGGGCUGAGCAGCGAGAAACCUGCCCCAGACUUUGGGAGGGAAGGGUGUUUCUCCUUUCUUCGGGACUCCUCACCGGCUACCACGUGGUCCUGACACUUAAGACCUGCCCAUAGUCCUGCCAGCUAGUUCUUCGCCCACAAAGGGCCCGUCAGGCUCGCUGCUCCGCUGCUUUCUCUGCCAGCCUGAGGGCAAAUAAAACUUUGAGCAUCCAG